CCACCCCCUAGGGCCGAACCACGCAUGCGCACAGCGCCGCCAGGAGCCACGCAGUCCCGCAGUACCCGGCGGGCUGGAGCGGCGUGUGACGGAGCGGCGCCCCCUCCCCGUCCCGCCAUGGGUGACGCGCUGCGGAGGGCGGAGUCGGGCACUCAGCUGCUUGCACGCCUUGAGGGCAGAAGUUCUCUGAAAAACCUUGAACCUAAUCUGUUUGCUGAGGAAGGAUCACCUGGUCAUGGAGAUGUCAUUGAAUUCCAUGGUCCAGAAGGAACAGGAAAAACUGAAAUGCUUUAUCACCUGAUAGCCCGCUGCAUCAUUCCGAAAUCAGGAGGGGGACUGGAAGUAGAAGUCAUGUUCAUUGAUACAGAUUACCACUUCGAUAUGCUUCGUCUCGUUACCAUUCUUGAGCACAGAUUGGAGCAAAGCACAGAAGAGAUGAUGAAGCGUUGCCUGGGAAGGCUUUAUCUUGUGAACUGUAAUAGCAGCACCCAGUUACUUCUCACUCUUCAUUCUCUAGAAAACAUGUUUUGCACUCACCCCUCUCUCUGCCUUUUGAUUGUAGACAGCAUUUCAGCUUUUUAUUGGAUCGACAGAAGUAACGGAGGGGAGAGUCUUAACUCACAGGAGAUGAAUCUGAAGAAAUGUGCAAACUUUCUUGAAAAGCUUGUGAGCGAGCAUCACUUAGUCCUGGUUGCCACAACACAGUCCAUUAUGCAGAAAUCUACAAACUCUGCAGAAAGCUUCUUUCCUUUAAAACUUCAGCAUGAAAUUGAUGCAGACUAUCGGCCUUAUCUUUGUAAAUCAUGGCAACAAAUGGUGACCCACAGGAUAUUUUUCUCCAAGCAAUUUAAUUCUGGCAACAGCAAAGGUUUUACACUCGUUUCUUGCCACCUCAAAAAAAACCACGUAACAAAACGUCCAUUUAGUAUUGCAGAAUGUGGAGUUCAGUUUUAAUUUCGGUUCAUCUUUGAAACUUGUGGCAAAUCUCGGUGCUUAGGCCUGAUUAGCUCUAGGUAGGUGUUAGUACCUUCUAAACAAGCUGUUUGUUGCUGGGUGAUUAAGAACUUUUGUCACUGAUGUCUUUAACUCAGAGAAGGGCAGAAGGCCUUAACGUUUAUUUAAAUUACUAUGGAUGUUCAGUCUCAGGUAGUGAGAAAUGUUGCUAUUAUUUGUACACGCUUAAUAUGAAAAAGAAAUUAAAUCAAGAAAAUGAUAACUGAAAUCAUUUUAAACUCCUGGUGUCCUUAAUUAAUGUAACCUCUUCAAUAUGCAGUCAGAUGCACUGACUUCAUUUCUGGGUCUUAUACUUUUUAAUCCUGUUCUUCCAAUGGACGGAAAUAGAAGCGUAGUUAUCUGUGGGGUAGACUGCGAAAAGGCCAAGUGUUCUCUUUCCAAAAAUACAGGUCUGGGUUCAUUCCCAGUAGCCAAGGGCACAUGAAAUGCAUCCACAACUGAUUUGUCUUCACAGCCUGUCAGUAGUAAUCCUGACCACAGUUCACUGAUCUCACCGUCUCUCUGCUGGCAUUAUCAUAUGCUCAGAGAAACAAGGAUUUCAGGUGUUUCGACCUUCAGAAAUUGCUGGUUUUGAAGAAUCUAAAGCUAGGACAAAAAUGGAGGCCUGAUUUCCAUAAGUGAAGGAUGAACUGAAGACCCAGCUCUGGGUACCUGUGAGUCUGUGCUGCGUGCGGCAAAACGGUUCAGUCUGACAAUAAUGAAGUAUGGCUUAUGGGUUGGUUUGGGUAGUGUUCUUUUAUUUUUUUAAUCCAAAGACAAAUUUCUUUCCUCCUCACCCUCAUUAUUUCCUCCCACUUCUUUCCCUGCCUCCGUUCUCCUUAAGAAAUCCAGGAAUGCCAUGCCUCUGGUCUUUACCAAUAUGUAUUUGCCUCAUGCAGAGCAUUUGUGUGCAGGAUUUGGCAUGCAACGUGUUGCAAUUUUGGCAAGGAAAAUUCAGAACUUAUGGGAAAUGCCCUACAGUUCUGGCAAAGAGUGCCAUAUUAUUUAUUAACCUAGAGUGCCCUUCGAAAGCUUCAAAGUGCUUUACAAGAAAGAAGAUUGCACACAGUACAUUAUUUAAUACAAAAACUUACAUUAGCUUACAAAUUUAAAUGACUCAAACAAAGGGAAACAUUUCUCACAGCAAUAUUCGUUCAGUCAUGUUGCACAACACGUUUUAUAGCUUAGAUAGAACAGAUUAUUAAUCAAAAUGCAUAUUUAAGAAAUAUUCUGCAUAGUAUCUUUUCGAGAAAGAUGCCUU
This is a messenger RNA of Coturnix japonica (Japanese quail), 2254 nucleotides long. RefSeq names its product X-ray repair cross complementing 2 (gene XRCC2). Gene Ontology annotation, biological process: double-strand break repair via homologous recombination; DNA strand invasion. NCBI's taxonomy places the organism in Eukaryota, Metazoa, Chordata, Aves, Galliformes, Phasianidae. The record is from RefSeq and is a predicted model, not a curated record. Gene Ontology annotation, molecular function: ATP binding; ATP-dependent DNA damage sensor activity; four-way junction DNA binding. Gene Ontology annotation, cellular component: Rad51B-Rad51C-Rad51D-XRCC2 complex; centrosome; replication fork.